This is a messenger RNA of Fundulus heteroclitus (mummichog), 2195 nucleotides long. It is a transcript of the gene foxc1a, whose product is annotated as forkhead box C1a. NCBI's taxonomy places the organism in Eukaryota, Metazoa, Chordata, Actinopteri, Cyprinodontiformes, Fundulidae. Gene Ontology annotation, molecular function: RNA polymerase II cis-regulatory region sequence-specific DNA binding; DNA-binding transcription factor activity, RNA polymerase II-specific. The record is from RefSeq and is a predicted model, not a curated record. The coding region runs from base 223 to 1653 and encodes 476 amino acids. The transcript has a single exon. Gene Ontology annotation, biological process: cell differentiation; regulation of transcription by RNA polymerase II; anatomical structure morphogenesis.
AUUUAACUGCGCAAAAAGUCCUGUGUGGUGACGGAUGUUUCAAAGUUCAGAACUUUUUCCAAACAGUCCCAAGGAUGGGGACGGCUUGACGACCAUUCUCUUUUUUAUUAUUAUUGUCGUCCCUUUUUUAAAAAAGUGAACCAGCAAGGAGCUGUGAUUUGGGUCAUCAUCGGAGGGAGAAGUGGAGCUCACCCCUCGCAGAUUCUGGAUCGAAGCGCAGACAUGCAGGCUCGCUACUCCGUCUCCAGCCCCAACUCCCUGGGCGUCGUGCCGUACAUCAGCGGCGACCCCAGCUACUACAGGGCUGCUGCCGGCGGGGGCUACACGGGCAUGGCAGCGCCCAUGAACAUGUACUCUCACGCGGCGCACGACCAGUACCCCGCCGGCAUGGCGCGCGCGUACGGACCGUACACCCCGCAGCCUCAGCCCAAGGACAUGGUGAAGCCCCCCUACAGCUACAUCGCGCUCAUCACCAUGGCCAUCCAAAACUCGCCCGACAAGAAGGUGACCCUGAAUGGGAUUUACCAGUUCAUCAUGGAGAGGUUCCCGUUCUACCGAGACAACAAGCAGGGCUGGCAGAACAGCAUCAGGCACAAUCUGUCUCUGAACGAGUGCUUCGUCAAGGUGCCCCGCGACGACAAGAAGCCCGGCAAGGGCAGCUACUGGACCUUAGACCCGGACUCCUACAACAUGUUCGAGAACGGCAGCUUCCUGAGGAGGAGGCGGCGGUUCAAGAAGAAGGACGCGCUGAAGGAGAAGGAGGAGCGCCUGCAGAAGGACCUGCCGCCCAGGCAGCAGGGCCGGGAGCAGGAGCAGCCCGUGCAGGGCUCCCAGCCCGUCAGGAUCCAGGAUAUUAAGACUGAGAACGGGGCCGUCACGCCUCCGCAGGCCGACUCGCCCUCCUUGAGCGCGGUGCCCAAAAUCGAGAGCCCGGACAGCAGCAGCAUGUCCAGCGGGAGCCCCCACAGCAUCCCCUCCAGCAGGUCGAUCGGUAUGGACAGCUCCGAGCACCAGCAGCAGCAGCAGCAGCACCAGCAGCAGCAGCACCACGGCCAGGCCUCUGCGCAGGGCUUCAGCGUGGACAACAUCAUGACUUCACUCCGGGGGUCUCCACAAGGGGUCACCGAGCAUCCCUCCGGCCUGGCCGCCUCCACUAGGACAGCAGGUAUAACGCCAUCUUUGUCCCUGAACUAUUCUCCAAGCCAGACAUCUGUAUAUAGCUCGCCAUGUAACCAGAACUCCACUACCUCCAACGCUACCUAUCAUUGUAACAUGAGCCUAUACGCCGGGGACAGAUCGAGCCACUUGGCACCGAGCACGGUGGACGAAACGUUGCCAGAUUACUCGGUCACGACCACCUCGUCCUCCCUGGCCCACGGGAAUCUGAACUCGGGGCAGGAGGGGCCCCAUGCCCACCAAGGGAGGCUAGCCUCAUGGUACCUGAACCAGGCCGGAGACCUGGGUCACCUGGGCGCAACGUACCCGGCGCAGCAGCAGAACUUCCACUCGGUCCGUGAGAUGUUCGAAUCCCAGAGGAUUGGCUUGAAUAACUCGCCGGUGAAUGGGAAUAACAGCUGUCAGAUGUCAUUCCCACCGAGCCAGUCCAUCUAUCGCACUUCGGGAGCUUUUGUGUAUGACUGCAGCAAAUUCUGACCGAAAUCAAAAGAGAAGAGAAACGAAAGAAGGAAGGAAAUGCUCAGUAUUUUUUUGUUUUUUUGUUUAACCACAUGUUUGAACUCUGUCGUUAAAACUCGUCCUUUUACCUCUGUUUCCUGCCCCAUAUGGACUAAUGUGAGACAAAAAAAGACAGAAAAGACUUGAUCCUGUUUUUUUCCCCCCUAAAGAACAGUGUUACUGCAAAUAACACGUAAGUUUCUCCUUUUUUUUUUUUUGCUCUUUUUUUUGCUCUUGUGGCUGUGAUAGAUGUGUCAUUUGUCUUGGACGUGUACAAUUGCAAAUAUACUAAUUUAUUUCUAAAACUGUCGCCAAAUAUCAUGGACCAAACACCCCAAAAGUGUUUUUGUUUUUUUUAUUUGAAUUGCCUUAACUGCCCAAAAAGUAUGUUCCAUUAUAGAAGUGCAGAGGGAGAAAGGGAACGUGUAUAUCGCCGUGCUAUUUUAAUUAAAUGUUGAAAAGUAUUCUGAAGGAAUUUUUUUUGUUUGUUUGUUUAAUAAAUUGUCAUUUUAUGUCAUUUA